AUGGGGAAAAGGAAUGCAGCGGCCGCAAUCGUUGAAGCCGACCGGUUGCAGCAGUUCGAGACACCACCGAAGCGUAUGAAACAUGGCCCGGCAGCAGCAGCAACGUCGGUCACACCGACCACGGCAGCUUCACCACCAGCUGCUGCCGAACUGUCCUCGCCCAACAUCAGCGCGAGUGAGUUCACGCUCAGCAAGGAAUUUGUUGACGGUACGAUGCUGAUGGAUCUGACUUUGAAACAGUGGCGAAUCGGCAAACCGAUUGGCAAAGGAAGCUUUGGUGAAAUAUUUCUUGCAUCGGAUGAUAUCGACACGCCCGUCACGAGCGAGAAUGCAAAGUAUGUGGUCAAAAUUGAGCCACAUUCAAAUGGGCCACUGUUUGUAGAGAUACACUGUUUGCUCAACACCGCCAAACGGACAGAAACAUGCAUCAUCCCGCCGGGCAUGCCGGAGUACAUUGCAUCCGGAUCGCAUAUGUUCAAGAACGAACGGUAUCGCUUCCUUAUCCUCAAGCGUUACCAGCGUGAUCUGCACUCGCUGAUAAAGAAUAAGCGGGUCAAUCCGAAAAGCAUCCCUGUGAUCGCCUGCCAAAUACUGGACGUGCUGGAACACUUGCACGAUCAGGGCUAUGUGCAUUCGGACAUAAAGGCGGAAAAUUUAAUGAUCGGCACGGUGGACGGUGCGGCACAAAUUGGUGUGACGAACCGUUUGUCCAAUGGUCAUAACGGUACGGACGAUCAGCAUCAGCCACAGCGUUCCAAUGGAGUGACACUGCCAGAAGGGAAAGGAGCGAAACGUGGAACGAAGAGCUCCGCUGAACACCAUCACCAGUUCAACGGAAGUGGUGCAGCUGUGCAGGAAAACGGGCUGUACUUUCAUCAGGAGCAGGAAAUGUGUACACGUACACGCAAUCUGCGUCCCCUGAAAACGGUCACGUAUCGUGAUUUGAGCGAUGAAGAUGAGCGUGCGGCUAGUGCUGUCCGAUCGAGGGGUAAUUUUGCAAGAAGACGUGGCCGGCGGCGACAAAACGAUACGUCGUUUAGUUGUUCCAUUUCGCCGCGCCGCUCGGGAUACGAGGAACUGAGAGCUGCUACGGAGGAAGCGCAUUGGCAUGAACUGAAACGUGCAUCCCUACCGAAGACUACGGUGGAAGAGCAUGCACCCGCGGAAGAACGCAUACAUUUAAUCGAUUUUGGCCUGGCGUCGAAGUUUGUCGAUUCAAGCGGUCAGCAUAGACCGUUUUGCAUGGAUCAGCGCCGUGCACACGACGGUACGCUUGAGUUUACCUCGCGAGACGCACACAUGGGUGCACAUGCCCGUCGCAGCGAUCUGGAGUGUCUCGGCUAUAAUCUGGUGUACUGGAGCCGUGGAUUUCUGCCCUGGAAGGAUGAGAAGUUGCUGAACCAACCGGAACAGGUGCAUCGUAUGAAGGAGUACUUUAUGACCGACGUGCGUGAGAUGUUGCGUUUAAUCUAUGGCGAGGAUUGUCCGGGGUAUCUUGGCGAUUUCCUAGCGUACGUUGGCAACCUGACGUACGACGAGCGACCAGACUAUCAGUACUGCAAGUCACUGUUUUACAAAGAGUUGAAGCGAUUGGGCUGUCCCGUGAGUCGUACGCAAACGCUUCGGCUAGAUGUGAGCGCAAUCGUGCAGCUAAGCGUACCAUUGACGGCACAGGACGAAGCAGAGAUAACGAACAAAAUCAACCAUGUCAAGUCGCUCAUGAAGCUGGGCGCACUCAUACCGUACCGUGAGAGUACACUGCACAGCAAGGCGUCCUCGCCGAAGAAUCUUCGCUCGAAGCGAAGUGAUGCGAAUGGUAGGAAUAUUGCACCGACGGCGACCACCGUCACGGACGGUGGGGCAGUAUCGGGGGCAUCGAUAUCGAAUACCGCGAACGCUGCCGGAUCGACGAUCUGCACGCGGAAGAAGGAGAAACAAUUCUCGUGCGAAGAUAUUUUUGCAACCGAUGCGGAUCAAAUUGCACGCGACCGCGUCGAAAAGGAGUUUGAACGUGCGGAGCAGAUGGAGGAAACGGUCAUUCGUUACACGGGCAGACCAACGUACGCGAUACAAGAGUUGCUGGAGCGAAAGUCACGUGGCCACAGUCUUGGCGGAUGUUUGGAGUACACGGAAAGUGAAGGAUACAUUAAGGGUUACACUAAACCAAUGAUGGACAUAUUGCGCAAACGGCAGUCACAACUGUUCCGUCAGUUUGAGGAAAAGAAUUCUACCGACAAGAGCAAUGAAGUAGUGACUAACACGAAGGCAAGUACCGAGUCACGUAUUGCCGCCAACCGGCAAGCUGUUAAGAAGGAGUCGGCAAGUGACAGUGAAAAUGCUCCUAUGGAGCAAGAUAGUGACCGGAUGAGCGAUGAUGACGGUGACUGUGAAGAAAGAGAUGAAGAAGAUGGUGAUGUGGCGAUAGAACCUUCUCCGGGUAAUGAUUAUGAAGACGAGGAUGAUGUCAGUGUGGUGAAGCUAUCAAAAUAUGAGCAGGAUGACGACUAUGAGCUGGCAUCGGAAGAGGAAGAUGACGAAGAUUUGUUGGAGGAUGAUGAUGAAAAGGAAGUGGCAAGCAGUGAAGAGGAAGAGAACGAAGAGGAAGAAGAGGAAGAGGAUGUCGAAGAUGAGGAGGAGGAAGAGGACGUGGAUGAAGACUACGAAGAAGAACAAGAUGAGGAACUAGUGGUACAGAACGGUUAUGAAUCGAGGGGUUCCCAUCGUCGCAAGACGGAAGGCAAAAGUCGCAAAAAGGAAGAUACGGACAGUGACUUCAUUAACGAUGGUGGCUGUGAAGUGGAAGGAACUGAUCAGAGCAACCUUCCGGACGGAGAGGAACUGGUGGAGGAGAACGAUGAAGAUCAGCAGGAUAGUGACUUUAAUGAUCAGGAUAGCACAGAAACUGAUGUGGGCGUACCGGAUGUACGGCCGCCGAAACGAAAGCCUGGCAGACCGUGUAAAAAGCAACGAUCUGAUAGCGCUAGUGAUGGCCGAAAGUUGGCGAAAGGACGACGUGGUAAAAUUAACAGCAGUAAAAGCGACCAUUCGACCAUGUCACCCGUUGGUACCCAUGACAACGAGGAGGAAGCGAGUGACGAUCCUGCCGUUACAGAUCGUUACAGUGGGAAGAGGCACGUUACUAAAAAGCGAUCGGGUCAUCGCAAAAAACGUAAGCAGCUGGAAGUGCUGGAUGAUGGUGAUGGUGAUAAUGCUCGUCUGUUCGAGGAUCAGCUUGAAACCGGAAGCCGGUUGGACGAUGGACAGGAAACGGUACGAAAACAGAGCCACCACCACUACAAUAAUAACAAUCACUGCAACAGUAAGGCAUACUAUGGCGAUGUGGACGAUUCGUCGCAUGAUAUGGCCCUACCCAGUAGUAUGGCUGGUGGAGUUGGGGCGAUUGAUAGGAAUGCUUCAAAGUAUCGGUACGUGAAGCGCCGUAAGUCCGGGCUGCGUGAACGUAUUCGGCCGACGGAUCGGGGCACUGACUAUGCGGACAAUAUGCAGCGUAAGCGAAAAGCAGCACUGCAGAAUAAGAGGCGUCGGGAAUCGGCCGCUCUGACGGUCGAUGGUUCCGUUGCCGAGGAGGACUAUUCCUGCAGCAGCAGCACUAGCAGUAGCAGCAGCAGUAGCAGCAGUAGUGGUAGUCAAUCAGUCUCCUCAUCAUGUACCAGCAAUCGAAGCCGGAUGGUAUCACACUGUUCUUCGGCAGCCUCGCUUGAUUCUGCUUCGGUUGUUUCGUCGCAGAUACGGCGUGGAAGAAAACGCAAGCAAGUUGCUACCGUUUCGUCGCGUGACAGUAGCGUAACGCGACAGUCAGCAGCCCAAUGCUCUACCACUGCUGUACGGUCACGGAAGAAGCGUACCAUAGUAACGGACAACGAAACGGGGCACUCGAAUAAUCGUUGGAGCCAGUCGAAUUCGAACGGCAGUCAAUCGGCGGCUACAUCCCGUUCAUCGUCCGUGUCCGCGUCCGGCAAUCUGCCGCCAAGGUUACUGACCUUGCCCGAGCAUCAGGUUGAUGAGUUUGUCGGGGAAGGUGAUGAGACGCGUGAUGUAGACUAUUCGCCCAUCUGUACCAGACGAAGACGUAAAGCGACGGUCGGUACGGAAGCUACCAAUGGUGGUACCAUUUCGCGGAAAACUUCCACUACAACGACGGCCAUUCGGAAAAGGAAUGAUUCGAAAGGUGUGAUUGGUAAAGGUACAGCUUCGGCACCAUUAUCAUCAUCGUCCGGGUCUGCAGUGAAUGGCGGUGGGAUUAGUCUUCCUUCGGCGUACGGCUCAUCUUCGUCCAUCCCGCGAAGAUUGGACAUUAUUCAGCCACCACCGGCACCGGUUGCGGCGGCUGCCCUCAUACAACAUCACCAUCACCAGCAGCACCGUAUCCGUCGUCCACAACAUCACAUGGCUUACCAAAACUAUUACCGGGUGAAUGAACAGCAUCAUCUUCCAUCGACGAUGCUGGUACGGACGUAUAGUCGAGGAUAG
Messenger RNA from Anopheles marshallii, 4491 nucleotides. Its product is annotated as FK506-binding protein 5-like. The transcript is spliced from 4 exons. The record is from RefSeq and is a predicted model, not a curated record. Gene Ontology annotation, biological process: peptidyl-serine phosphorylation; signal transduction; endocytosis. Gene Ontology annotation, molecular function: ATP binding; protein serine/threonine kinase activity. The coding region runs from base 1 to 4491 and encodes 1496 amino acids. Gene Ontology annotation, cellular component: nucleus; cytoplasm. Lineage: Eukaryota; Metazoa; Arthropoda; Insecta; Diptera; Culicidae.